AUGGAUGGCGUGGAAAGUGACGGAGCAACAAGCGGAUUGACCACCAUGACAGAAGGAACAACGGUCCUAGCCUCGAACGGACAGGCAGGCAAAAAGGACAAAAAGAUGCAGAAAGCCAAGUCCCCAAGGCGAUUUGGGAGGCGAGCUAAGUCCGCCGACCGGGAGACGCGUCCUGACACACCAACGACGUCUAAUGCCGCGAUGCUGGAGUCAGACAUAGCUGUCGUGGCGCUGCCAUCCAGGAACAAUUCUCAGAAAAGAAACAUAAGCAGACUCUUUCGACGGUCGUCGCCAUCUAUGAAACGGUCGCGAUCUCUGAGUGGAACCAGGUCUCACAAGCGACGCAGCAAAUCUAGCGAACGCUGCAAAACGGACAGUGUUGUUGUUGUUGGAAGCGAUGUGGAGGUCUCUUACAGAACGUUUGAUCCGCACAGAAAGCCCAGGGGCAGGUUAAGAAAGAUGACCGUUCACGAGGCCAGGGAGGAGCAGAAACAGAGACUGUUAGAUUCUGUUAAUCAGCUCCCAAUAUUCGCGGACAAAACCGACGGUGAAUUUGACUCAGCAAACUUUGGUGCGUUCCGAUCACGUUCGGGGACAUCUUCAUCUAUGCCCGACAUUCGCAAAUGUCACCAGACUGGCAUUGAAGAAACUGUAGAAGGGAAAGGUGAUAAAACUCCAAGUGAAAAAUCCCCAAAAGUUAAAUCCAGUUCAGUUAUAUUAUCAAAGGAAUCAUGCACAUCUCAGAAUAUUGGUGAAUUAACUCCCUCUGUCAACAAGACAGUGAAUACCACGGGAAAAGGAGGAGGCAGAUCUGUUCCCACGUCACCAGAACCUAAGGCAUACAAAGGGAACAAUAAUCAUUCCGACAAUAAAACGGUACGUACUGAUAAAACUAGACAAAAAUCUGAGACAGAGAAAAACAACAACAAGAACAAAAACAACAAAACAAGACGCUUUGGUCUCAACAAUAGGAAAACAAAACAAAAGACUUCAAUUCACCAAAGAGAUUCCGAUGUACAGAAAUUCCAGGAUGAAGGUGAAAAGGUUGAUUGGAAUGUUACCAGUGAAGAUGUCAGUGAGAGAAGGAGACAGUCUCGCGCAACUUUCCUGGCUCUCAGUAAAACGCCAUCAAUUGAUUCAACAUCUAGUGAUAUACGCGAUGGCAUUGAUGUUUCUAGUACUGCUGGUAGGGUAUGCGCUAAUGUCCCCCCACCAUCCAAAAGUGAAGCACCGAGAGCUAGAUGGGACGAUAUUUUCAGGAGAUCUACUCCUGAGAAGUACAAAUCUCCUCGUUCGUUUGGCCGAAGCGUGUCUAGCCAUGAGGAAACACAUGGUCCAGGGGACACCUGUGAACCUCAAGCUAGGGAACAAUCAAAACGGUCUCGAUCGGAAAGCGGACACAGGAAGAAAGGGAGCACGAAAAGCUCAGAAAGCAAGCCAAACAGUCCCUCGCCGGGUAAGAGUAAAUCAGGGAAAUACAACAGGACUUUUUCUCCGACAAGAAAACAAAAUGAAGACGAUAUGUCAGCGGAUAAUGCAUGUCCAGUGGCGUCAGCAAAUAAAUCAGACACCGAAUGUAAUGAAACUCUCAGUGCUGAGGCUGAGAGUGUGGAUUCAAUGUCAAACUCCCCCGUCGGUAGAAUAAAUUGUACCGUGGAGAAAUCAGCCCAAUCUUGUCCAAACUCCACCACACUGCCUCAUGGCGCGCCUAGGGAAGAAUUACUAUCCGACAGCGUCAGUCCACAACGCAACUGCACUGAAACAAUUCUAGCUAACGCGGACCAGACCAAGGCCCGAUCUAAUUGGGACAAGAUAAAAUGUAAAGUUGUUAUAGAAGCGACAGGGGAUCGUGAUAGUGUGGAACGUGAUCCUGUUGAAGAAUCGGCAGCGUGUGGUCCCUCGGCCAAAGCGACGUUAGCACCGUUCACACAGGCUUCUAAAGAUGCUGGCGAUCGGAAUCGAUUGUCCCCAGAACCUCGUUCAUCACAGAGCGAAGAAGAGGAAUUGUUCUACGACGCCAAGGACGUGUUGAGUGACGCCGCAGAGAAGCGGAGAAGCUCUGAGAGAUAUUCGCCCGUCCCUAGCAUUUCCGAGCAACAACGGGGCAGUUUGGUCACCGACGAUAUACCGUGUAUACAGGCAGCUCCUGACAGCUCUAGUACUAAGUCCGGAGUCGUAGAGGAAACCAAGAAAAGUAAUAAACUCUCAAUACGAGCGUUGGUGUUAGUGAAACGUCUGUCGCGCCGCAGCCGAAGUCUGAAAGUUAAGAAAAAGCCACAGACACAGAGGUCUUCGCUUCCAGAUGUGAGAAUAGAGGAUUAUGACGAUCAAACCAAAAGAGGAGACAGUCAUGAGAAGGAAUUCGUUGUGAUAGAAAAUGAAUGUGGCAAAAGCGAUAACUUAAACCCUUUUCCUUUCGGUGGUACUAGCGGCCCAGUUAUAGACGAUAGGGGAAUUCUGAAAAAGGAGCUACAGUUCGAACCCGUCGCUUCGGACGAACCUUUGCCGGGUGAAGAUGAUACCCCUCCAAAUUUGCCGGAUCUAGCGCGAAGACGCGAAAGUAAAUAUCAAAGGCUGGAAGACAGGCGCCGUGAAAUAGUGUCUUGCUGUAAACAGUUCAUUGCCGUCCUCUUUUCGCACAUCGGCUUGAUCUCUUCUGUCGUCGUCUACGCCAUCGUUGGAGGCUUCCUUUUCCAAUCUAUCGAGCGUCCCAAUGAAAUUAAGCACCAGAUAGAGAUCCGGGAAUCCCGUACCAGAAUAGUUUUGAACCUGUUGGAUAAUGCUUUACUGGUACAAACUAACAUGUUAGAAAAAUCGAAUUUUACGGAGAAUGCGGAACAGUUGUUGAAAAGUUUUCAAACGGAGAUUUACGUUGCUACAAAGGAAAAAGGAUGGGAUGGAAAGGACGAUUCGCUAGAAUCUGUAAAGCAAUGGUCCUUUGCAUCGUCACUGCUUUACGCAAUAACUGUAAUGACGACAAUAGGUUACGGUCACGUGGCCCCUAUCACCCCUCUGGGACGACUGGUUACGAUAGUUUACGCCGUCAUCGGCAUCCCUCUUACUCUCCUCUGCCUUACCAACAUGGGUGACCUGAUGGCUAAGGGAUUCCGGUUCCUCUAUGCCAGAAUCUGUUGUGGCCUGUGCUGUCGGCCCUUCCGGUGGCGGCCCAAACCACGACCUGAUCCGGAAAAGGGCGAAAUUCACGUGAUGUCUCAUAAAAAGGAAGAUAUAGAAGAGGAGAUACGUGUUCCGACCCUGCUCUGCGUUUUCAUGAUCGUUGGUUAUAUAUUCGCCGGAGCUUUUCUCUUCUCUUUAUGGGAGAACUGGGAUUACGUAACGGGCUCGUAUUUCUGCUUUAUUACUCUAAGUACGAUCGGGUUCGGUGACAUUGUACCAGGCAUGGAUAUACAGUCCUGGUCAAAACAAGAGAAGCUGGCAUUGUGUACACUCUAUCUGGUCGUAGGCCUGGCUAUGCUGGCUAUGUGCUUCACGCUCGUACAAGAGGACGUCAAGGCAAAGUGUCGAUGGUUAGGCCAAAAAAUAGGAAUUCUAGAAAGAAACGAAAAGUGACACAGUGCGGUGGCAUGAAUACGUUAUUAUGUGCCAGGAACGAAUCCCUGUUCCACACCCACACGGAGUAGCCUUCCCUUACAAUGCACUGACCAUGCAUUCUCUUGUCACAGAGUAUACCAUCUCCAGACGUUCUCUACAAUAUCCACGUGUGGUCGACGUUUCUAGGUUUUGCUGUAUGGUGUGAAUCCGAGUGCUUUCUUAUGAUGUGGGUGUGGCAUUUCUAGGAGUCCCGUUGACCAUGCAUGGAUAUAGACAGGCCAUCCACAGAGGCCCGGCGCGGGUUAUUCCUGGCUGAGACCGGGCGGUGACCCAGCGGGGACUGAG
Molecule: messenger RNA, 3897 nt
Organism: Liolophura sinensis
Lineage: Eukaryota; Metazoa; Mollusca; Polyplacophora; Chitonida; Chitonidae
Exons: 2
Coding region: 1-3570 (1189 amino acids)
Biological process (GO): stabilization of membrane potential; potassium ion transmembrane transport
Cellular component (GO): plasma membrane
Molecular function (GO): outward rectifier potassium channel activity; potassium ion leak channel activity
Source: RefSeq, a predicted model, not a curated record